Molecule: messenger RNA, 630 nt
Organism: Rotaria socialis
Lineage: Eukaryota; Metazoa; Rotifera; Eurotatoria; Philodinida; Philodinidae
Source: the annotation of a GenBank genome assembly
AUGGGUAAUAUAUGUUCAUGGUGUGUUAAAAACGAAGAUCAAUCACAAUCGAAUGGUAGCCUUAAUGAUACAUCAGAGAUACAGAAUCCGCAACAAACUUCUGUAUCUGCACCCAAAGGCAGCGAACGAACACCACUACUAAGUAAAUCAGGUAAUCAUAAUUGCCCGCCAACGACACCAGUGACUCUCAGUUCACCACUAAAUAGUGAAUUUUUAUCAGUAAUUCCACCUCCAGAACAACCUGUAGCUGAUCAAGGCAGAGUAGAAACUAGAACAGACAGUCAAAAUGCUCAUAACGAAAUGGCACGUAUUGUUGAAGGUAUGUUUUCCAAAUUAAUUGAUGUUACCGGUGGUGGUGGAUCUAAUAUUCGUCAAAGAAAUGCAAAUGCAUACGAAGUCAAUUCAAAAAAUGAUUCAUUAAAACAAUUAUUAAUUAAAUCUUUGUCAUCACCAAAACUCUUAGCUAUACCAGAUGCUGGUUUAAAUAAUCUUCCAUCGUUGCUUUCUGGGCGGCCCGUAUCGUCUGAAGUGUGUCACUAUGUUGCGCAUACAGCCGGUGAACUAUCUAGAUUAUUAGUCGAUGAAAUAAGAAUUGUUCAUAAAGAACAACUUGUGGUCGUCUUCGAAUAA